UGAGAAGUCAUCAUGGUCAGUUCCGGCAAAAGCCAAUAGCUGUGGACCCAAAAAAUCUCUUCCGACCAUCAUCCCAUUCGUCAGUGAUAACCGUUGAAACAGGGAGAUGAUCCUGUCGACGGCGCAAGGUAACCUCUCCUUCUCUUCGGCUUCCCCUCCCGAGCUCUACAGCUGCUCCCCUCCCGUGAUCCGAGCGCGACUCUCAUGUCGUCUUCUAUCUCUCCAUCUCCCUCGAGAUUUUCAUUAGACGGUUUCGCUCCUUUAUCCUCAUUCCCUCCCGCCUCUCUCCAUAGGCGAUUCCACAACCUCGACCUCCCCGCUUCGCUUCUCCUCUCGCACGACCGUAAUGCCGCCAAGGUGUUCGCUGCUUUGCCUCUGAGAACCGUCCGUGCCUCAUCUAGCAGUGAUCCCUCGAAUGGUUUCGUCACCGGAGAGGAGCGUUCUCUCGAGUCGUUCAAUCGCUCCAUCCGCGACUGCUGCCGUGCCGGAGACGUCGACGGGGCCUUGAGUCUGCUUUCCCGAAUGGAGGCGUUGGGGUUCAGGCCCAGCUUCACGUCUUACGCUUGUUUGAUGGAAGCUCUUGGGAACUGCGGUCGGACCUUGGAAGCGGAGUCUCUGCUUCUAGAGAUGAUGAGCCUGGGGUUUAGGCCCAGCGUGAGGGUGUUCAAGAUUAUGCUCCGAGGGUUCUUGAGGAAAGGGUUGUUAGGGCUCGCUGUCGGAGUCUUAGCUGCAAUGGAGGACUUGAACGUCCAGAGAGAUCGCGAGUGUUAUGAGAUUCUUUUGGAUUAUUACGUUAAUGCAGGGCGUUUGGAGGAUACUUGGUCUCUUCUUAAUGAGAUGAGGCUUAGAGGUCUCGAGCCAUCUUCUUUUGUUUAUGGUAAGGUCAUUGGUCUUUACCGGGACAAUGGGAUGUGGAAGAAGGCGAUGGGCAUCGUUAGAGAGAUAAGGGAGAUGGGGAUGGUGCUUGAUAGGCAUAUUUAUAAUGCUGUUAUUGAUACUUUUGGUAAGCAUGGCGAGUUGGGGGAGGCUCUGGAGGUCUUUGCAAGGAUGAAACAGGAGGGCGUGAGACCAGAUGUUAUGACCUGGAAUUCUUUGAUCAGGUGGCAUUGUAAGGCUGGUGAUCUCUCCAGGGCUCUCGAGUUGUUCAGUGAGAUGCAAGGACAGGGGUUGUAUCCUGAUCCCAAGAUUUUCAUUACCUUAAUUAGCCGGCUGGCUGAGCAAGGGAAGUGGGACUUGUUAGAGCAAAAUUUUGAGAGUAUGAGGUGCAGGGGAUAUGGAGAAAGCGGGACUAUAUAUGCAGUAUUGGUUGAUAUAUUUGGGCACUACGGGAAAUAUCGGGAUGCUGAAGAGUGUGUUUCUGCUCUCAAGUCUGAAGGUCUACAGCUUUCAGCUAGUUUGUACUGUGUGUUAGCAAAUGCUUAUGCUCAACAGGGACUAUGUGAAGAUACGGUUAAAGUGCUUCAGCUUAUGGAAGCAGAAGGAAUUGAACCAAAUGUUGUAAUGCUGAAUGUGUUGAUUAAUGCGUUCAGUGUUGCUGGAAGACACAUGGAGGCUUUCUCUAUUUACCACCUUAUGAAAGAAAGUGGUAUCUUUCCUGAUGUGGUUACCUAUUCUACGCUUAUGAAGGCAUUUAUCAGAGCUCGGAAAUUUGACAAGGUUCCCGCGAUAUACAAGGAAAUGGAGGAGAGUGGAUGCUCUCCAGAUCGGAAGGCAAGAGUUAUGUUGGGAACUGCGUUGAUGGAACUCGAACAGAAGCACUGACUCUUAUAUCUGUGUGAAGAUAAAAUGAUGUUUUUGCGUAAUGUCUUGAUGUCUGGUCUUUCUGGAAACGUGACCGCGGUAUUCAAGCCUAAUGUAUGCCUGAUCUGAUCAAAGAAAACGUCUGGGGCAUGCAUGAGUUAGCACAAUUCCAUAAUUGGCACUUGGCAGUAGUACCUUUCUCAGCGAAAUAGUAUUUGGGCCACUGUUGUUUGGGUCUGGAUGGAGCAUGGCAGUCCCCUACAUGCAUAUAUUGCUUAAUGGGCUGAGAGGAUAUUGAAGUGGAUCUACUCGAAGAUAGUUGGAUCAGUAUGGCGGAAGUGGUUGCUGGGACGAAUGAUAUGGGUGCACUUGUGAAAAUUUAUUCAGCUGAUCAAGGUCUCCGACAGCACUGCCAUUUGAAGGGUCACAUCAACAGCAUCCAACCAUACCAUGACCAGGAAGUAGCUGCUGAGUCAACUUAAUUUGACCUUGCUCUGUAUAGAACCGCCGCAGAUAAUUUUGAUUGACGUAAUCUUAUGCAACCAGGAAGGCAAUCCCAACUUGCUAGAUUAUUGGUUUCGAGACCAAGUUGUGAUAAGAGUAUCUUUCAAGAGAAAUUGCAAGCUAGAAGAUGUUGAAAGUCUAAGAAAUAGAAAGACUCUGCAAUAGUCAUGGCUUCUCCAUCUCCACUCAACCAAUCACAGUAUCGUCACCUAUAACAAGAGAUUGAAACAAGGCGGAAACCCUAGCUUAAGUCUGCUUUUUGCUGUCUGGUGUUGCCAGAGAAACCCUAGCUCUUUUCUCUGUUCUGCUGGGGAUGGGACUGCUUUUAGAGGUUCUUCAUUGGCUCUCCUUCAACAGGUUUGAUGGAGUCCCAUGGCUUCAAUUUCACUUUUGUUGUGAAAUGUGUGAUUUCAGUUGCCAUUUCUAGCUUUCCCUUGUGUAUCCGGUUUGUUUCUGCGUAACCUUGAGGAUUCGGUUUGAUUAAUCGAGCAAUUUUGGCCUUGUUCAUGCCCUCUACAACACGUGAAUCUUUUGGGAGGAAAAAAGACUUCACAAGGAUGAGGAAAUAAAUGCAGGGGCGCGGCUGGUGGGUUCUUUUGGUAGUUUGAUUUCCAGUAAGGUACAAGUGUAAUUGUUUCUGGAAUUGUGAGUUAAGAGGAGUAGGUGAAGCAACUAUCUUGGCGAGUGUAUAACAGUUAUUCAGUUUGGAUUUUGUUCAAUACUUUAGGCUCUUGAACUGCAAGUGAGUCAUCUUCUCCAGCAAGUGCUAUGUGCAUCAACAAAGUUAAAAAAACGGAUGGAAAUCUCUGGUGCUGAAGUUUUUGGGUUCAUGUGUUUAAGUUGUUACUGGGUAGUGGCUGAUCUGAGGAAAGAGGGAAAGAGAUUCUCGGCAAAGGUGAAGUAGAAUUGUUCCAAAUGCUUUUGCUUCUAUGGGCAGAGGUUCUCAAGUUCUGAUUUUGUCUGUUGACCAUACGUUGAUAGUCCUAAUCUCUUAGGUGUCGUGAGUUGGUGACAGGUAUUCUAUUGAGAGUUCUGUUUCAUGCUGAAUGUAGACUCACUUUAUAUGGACAUAAAGCAAUGUUAGAGAUAUGAAGUAUUUGCUAUAUAUUCUUUACUAAAUAAUCUGCCGGCA
Molecule: messenger RNA, 3376 nt
Organism: Syzygium oleosum
Lineage: Eukaryota; Viridiplantae; Streptophyta; Magnoliopsida; Myrtales; Myrtaceae
Product: pentatricopeptide repeat-containing protein CRP1, chloroplastic-like
Exons: 6
Coding region: 205-1761 (518 amino acids)
Molecular function (GO): protein binding
Source: RefSeq, a predicted model, not a curated record